GCCCAGACCCAUGCCGUGUGAUAAAUUAUCCGACCUGUCACCGAACUCCCUCCAACUUGCCUAUUGACAUUCCUAAUUCGAUUUCGUCAUUUUUUGAUCUUUAAUCAGAAAAGUUACACUUUCGUAAAGGAAACAAAAAUUACUAUGGUCAAGAAUCUACACUGCUGGGUAGCUGAUUCCCAUACGGGCCAAAUCCCAAAUAAAUAAACGCAGAAGCCCGAAAACUCACAGCCCGCAAAUUUCGUAAAGGAAACAAAAUUACUAUGGUCAAGAAUCUACACUGUUGGGUAGCUCAUUCCCAUACGGGCCAAAGCCCAAAUAAAUAAACGCAGAAGCCCGAAAAUUCACAGCCCGCCCGCAAAGUAAAGCUUUUUAGUACAAAAAUAAUUAAUGGCUUCGCCCGGGUUCGAACCGGAGACCUUCAGUGUGUUAGACUGACGUGAUAACCAACUACACCACGAAACCGUUUGUUGUUAAUUUUGAACCAUUAUUUUAAUGAUCCUUUUUUGUCGACGCGGGAAUGAAUUUGAAAGAGAGAACUUUCCCUCUUCUCGGUUGGCGGGCGGCCGCACAACACUGACUCUCCCGCCGCGUUACGGAUUCUUCCUCUCCAAUCCUCCCUUUUCUGAAAAGUUUUCUCCCAAAAUUUCCCGACUCCGUAUCCGUUUCAAACUCCUACCAAAAAAAAACCCCACAACUUUCCUCUUCUUCUCCGCAGACGCUUCUUCUCUCUUUAUUUUCCAUAUCCUCCCUCCCUCGAUCUCUCUCUGCAACUCUCUCACCGAAGCUAACAAUGGCUACCACAUCUAGAUGGAUUCGCCCCGAGGUGUUCCCUCUGUUUGCUACUAUUGGUGUGGCGGUAGGGAUUUGCGGGAUGCAGCUCGUCAGGAAUAUAACUGGAAAUCCUGAAGUCAGGGUGACGAAGGAGAACAGAGCAGCUGGGAUUCUUGACAACCACGAGGAAGGCGAGAAGUACAAAGAACACGCGUUGAGGAAGUACGUUCGCACCAAGCGCCCUGAAGUCAUGCCAGGCAUCAAUGGCUUCUUCUCUGAUCCUCGCUGAACCAACCCCCCAAACACCAGUUAGGGUUUUCUGUUUCAGGGCACAUUGAUGUUUAAGAUUGGGUAGUGAGUGGUGGAUGAAUAAGAAUUGAUCCAAUUCAUUUUUGCAGCUUUGAUUGAUGCUGCCAUUAGAAAUUAUAUUCCAGUUGUUACAAAAUUCAUUGUGUGGAUUUGACCCUGAAUUUAGAUUACAUGUUCUUCAGAAUAUAUGCCUGCGACUUUG
Messenger RNA from Linum trigynum, 1285 nucleotides. The record is from the annotation of a GenBank genome assembly. Lineage: Eukaryota; Viridiplantae; Streptophyta; Magnoliopsida; Malpighiales; Linaceae.